Messenger RNA from Pecten maximus, 2724 nucleotides. RefSeq lists its product as uncharacterized. The record is from RefSeq and is a predicted model, not a curated record. The transcript has 4 exons. NCBI's taxonomy places the organism in Eukaryota, Metazoa, Mollusca, Bivalvia, Pectinida, Pectinidae. Bases 201 to 611 code for a protein of 136 amino acids.
UUCUUAAAUAUUUCUUGAUCAUAUGCUUGAAACCAAAGUGGACCUUUUUUCGGUUUCGCUGGAUAAGUAUUUAGAUUUCGUCGGUUAACUUUCGGAACCAGUGUCCAACUAUCCGGUGCAAAGAGAGUCGCCGGCAUUAAAAGUAAGCGAUAUAUUACACUAUAAAGUUGGCCAAACAAACUUUACCUGUAACAAUCAAGAUGGUGUUUUCAAAUCAACAUUUGCUGGGUGUGACCACAUUCCUGCUGGGUUUUCUAGUAAAAGGCGUGGACUGUUGGACGGAUACCCACAGCUUUGUUGCAGUAGGAAGUGGUACUUCUAUUAUGUUGAUAUACGUCUGCAUAAGAUGCUGUGUAAGGUACUCCACCAUGACGGAGGAACGACGACGACGACCAGCCAGAGAUAUGGUAAUUGUGAGGACAGCCACACAGCACCGCCCCGUUGACACUUCCAGUAACCCGACCGACCCCUACAACGCCGGGUAUGACCAAACUGGUAAAACCUUGAGUAACCCUCCAACUUAUGACCAGAUAGCCAGACCUCCAACUACUGGUAACCCGUCCUCUCCGGAUCCAUAUAACACUGGCUAUGAUCAGAGUCGUUACAUGUAACCAUCACGGAUUUCUAGGAACAUCACCACGGCUGAACCUGUAUAUAUUUAUAUGCAUAUAUCAUUUUGUGAAUUAUAUAUAAUAUGUCUGUACUCUAAACAGAUGAGCUAAUUCGCUCAAAGUAAUAAAGAACUUGAAUCAAAGCUCACAUUCAUGAAAUCAUUCUCAUGCUCAAACAUGUGCUCAACCCAACUUCCUUUAAAUUCGCUUAAAUCAUGAGAUAGAAGUUCAAAAGAAAAACGUAAACACUGAAAAUAAUAUCUCGCUUUCCAAAAUUUCUUCAAAUGACUGAAAAGUUUAAAUUCAUACAGGAAAUUUAUCCUGACCACAGAGUAUGUAUUUGAGUACGAAUACGGCGUCAUGAAUAUGAUUCCUUAAAAACUUACAGAAGACUCAUUCAAUGCUUCAGGCAAAUAUACAGGAUAUACAUUUUAAUUGAGCUGGAUUACAAAACUAACGCACACAUAUUUGUACAUAGCAUGUUACGUUGCUGAGACGGAUUUUCCUAUGUAUAUUUAUCAAAUCAAAUUAUUUAAGGUUGUUCUGAUGAACAUUGAAUGCACGGCAAUGUAUAAUUUAAAAUCUAUGUUGGGUUUUUUUGUUUUGUUUUUUUGAGGGUGAUGUUUUUUGUCAAUUCUAAAUGCACUUGCUAGCUAAUCAGUUACAUUAAUUACUUACUUUAUAUUUAAAGAUGACAUUUUAAACAAAUACUUGAACACAUCGAAUCGACGAAAUUAUAAUUCAAACUUAAGUUCAAUAACACGACGGGAAAAUACGAACCAGAAAGAUCAAAUGUGAGCACAAUUGAUACAUAGUACCAAUUCCAGCGAGCUUCCACUUGGUAUACCCUUGCCUGUAAGAAAAAAAACGUAGGACAAUAAACUGUCUGAACUGGAGUUGAUGCCAGAAUAAAACGCAUUUUAGUAUAUGUUUAUGUGUUUUGUUUCGUGAUUUAUUGAUCAAACAAAGGGUAAGGUAUUUUUACAAUAAACAAAAACAUUGAUAAUGUGCUAUAUUCCGAUUUUAGUAGUUAGUUAAUUACACAUACAAAAUAUCCAGUCUUUCACUUAUGCCGAUUGGUUUAUACAAUCAAAUUUAGAUAUAUAUCAUUGGUGUGAUAUGUCCUGUUGUAAUAACUCUGUGUACGUGCAUAUAUCACAUUGUAAGUUAUAUCUUACCUGUCAAAUGAAACGAUUAAUUGUUCGAUCUAUCAUUGAUUAGGGAAUUCGCAUUCAGAUAGUAUUAUUUUGACCAACAUUGAAACAUCAUUAUAUUGUAAAUGUACAUUUAUCCAAAUAAGAAUGUGUGUUGAUAAUUUGAAACUACUAAAUCGACAAUCAUUUGUGAUUAGGACAUACCAUAUUUUUUAUUGAAUGUUUAUUUCAUUUGCCGACGAUAGGUUUACCGCUAUGUGUAAUCUUAUAAUCUCAUAUACAAUGUAUUAAGGCUGAAACAUAUUAUUACUUAUGAAAAUGUUUCAGUAUCAGAAGAUAAUAUCAUACCUGACAUGUAUUUUCCGUUUAAUCUCUCGUCUAUAGGUUCGUCUUUACCGGCAACCAUCAUUAUUUUUCUUUUCUUUUCUUAAGCGAUUUCAUUGGUUCGUACUUCCUAUGUAUUGCAUGUAGGAAGAUAUGAAAGUAAGUGAGGGUUUUGACCUCACUCAAAUAAAGCAGCGGCAAAGUAUAUCAUAUAGGAUAGUGCAUACCUAGUAGAAAGGAGAAAACAAGUGAUUCAGGUUUUGUAAGCAAAGGAGAAAGUUCGAGGAGCAGUCUAUUUAUGAAAUUAUUUUUAUCUACAAUGUAAUUCAUAUACAAAGUGUCAGCCUAGUAGUCAUAUCUGGAGGACAUUUAAGCUCCGUAUUAGAAGAUAUUAGGAGUUGCUAGGAGGAAUUAUGAGUAACUAGGGGAAAUUAGGAGUCACCUGCAGAAAUACAGAGAAAAUUACUAAUAUGUACUAAAUACGAAACUGAACUCUUUAAUUAUUUUUGAAAUCUACUCAUUUACUAACAUUUUCAAGUAAAGGGAGACAAUUCUUCUGUAAUCCUUCAUUUUGAAAUGAGAGUCGGUAGAUAUCUAGUUUGUACAUUAGUCAAUAAAAUGACACAUUAUCUAGA